Chrysemys picta bellii (western painted turtle) is the source of this 2783-nucleotide messenger RNA. RefSeq names its product high mobility group 20B (gene HMG20B). Gene Ontology annotation, biological process: regulation of gene expression. Gene Ontology annotation, cellular component: nucleus. The record is from RefSeq and is a predicted model, not a curated record. NCBI's taxonomy places the organism in Eukaryota, Metazoa, Chordata, Testudines, Emydidae.
GCGCUCUUCCCCUAGUCUGACCUUGCUAGUCAAUAAAGGGCUAUAAGAAGGGGGGGGCAGAGCUCCCCAUCCCGCCCCUCUCUGCCCGUCUUCCCCAGUUCCCCUUUCCUGGGUGUCUCUGUGACUCUCCUGUUGCAGUGACCGCUUGUGUCCCAUGCUCAGUGCAGGGCCUGGGAGCCAGGAGGCCUGGAUUCUGUUUCUGCCUUAGCCACUGACUCACUGGGUGACCUUGCACAAGUCAUUCCCUGCCUCCGUGCCCCAGUUUCCCCAGGUUGCAGAAGCCCAUGAAGCACUCUGAGAGUGCAGAUAGUAAUUCACAUUAUAGUGUUAAUGCUUUUGAACUUUAGUAGGGUUGUGGAUCAGGGCACCUAGAGCUUCAUAUGAGCAUCUUUUAUUAUAUAAAUUGAAAUAACUCAAUUGGGAAAUUCCCCAAGCAACAUCCACUCUCCUGGCCUGCACAGAAAGGCAGCUGCUAGUCAGACUGUUAAGUAUGAAGUGCUGUGCCAAUGUUGCUUUAAAUUAUUGUAUCUCUUGAAUAUCUUUUCUUUCCGGUGCAGUGUUAAGGUUGCAAUUUAAAUUACCUUGUUUUGUUUUGCACAUUUAUCAUUUUGCUUCUAGAGGUGAUAAGGGAAGUUAUUUGACCAGGGUCACACAAUGAGCUAGUAUGUGAGCUGUGAAUAGAACCCAGGAGUCCUGAGCCAUCAGAGCAGGAGACAAUACUUCCUCCUGAGUGGGAUGUUCCAGGUGGCCUGGUCUGAGUUGCCUGAGCAUUUCCUGGUGCUCUUAGCUGGUGUCUGCAGAAAUUGGUCAUGUCGCAUGGUGCAAAACAGCUGGCCGCUGGGAUCUUACAUGCCACCGGCAAAGGCCAGCAUGGAAACUUCCUGGUCGCCAUCAAGCAGGAGAAGGGGGAAAUUCCCCGGACCAGCAGCGAGAAGCCCCAUGGCGAGGAGGAGCCAGUGAAGAAGAGGGGCUGGCCCAAAGGGAAGAAGAGGAAGAAGAUCCUGCCCAAUGGCCCCAAGGCCCCAGUGACCGGCUACGUCCGCUUCCUGAAUGAACGCCGCGAGCAGAUCCGCAUGCAGCAUCCCGACCUGCCCUUCCCAGAGAUCACCAAGAUGCUGGGAGCCGAAUGGAGCAAACUGCAGCCCACAGACAAGCAGCGGUACCUGGACGAGGCGGAGCGUGAGAAGCAGCAGUACAUGAAGGAGCUGCGGGAGUACCAGCAGUCGGAGGCCUACAAGAUGUGCACAGAGAAGAUCCAGGAGAAGAAGAUCAAGAAAGAGGAUGCUGGUUCUGUGUCUGUGAACACUCUGCUGAACGGGCACCCGCACAAGGGCGGGGACUGCGGCGGGGACGGCUUCUCCACGUUUGACGUGCCCAUCUUCACCGAGGAGUUCUUGGACCAGAACAAAGCGCGGGAGGCCGAGCUGCGGCGCUUGCGGAAGAUGAACACGGAGUUUGAGGAGCAGAACGCCAUCCUGCAGAAGCACACGGAGAGCAUGAGCUGCGCCAAGGAGAAGCUGGAGCAGGAGCUGGCACUGGAGGAGAGGCAGACGCUGGCCUUGCAGCAGCAGCUCCAGUCUGUCCGGCAGGCCCUGACCACCAGCUUCGCUUCUCUCCCCAUCCCAGGCACCGGAGAGACCCCCACGCUGGGUACCCUGGAUUUCUACAUGGCCAAACUGCACAGCGCCAUCGAGAGCAACCCGCUCCAGCACGAGAAGCUGGUCGUGCGCAUCAAGGAGAUCCUCUCCCGGAUAGCCAGUGAACACUUAUGAAAGGCCUGGCGUGUCCUGCGGCCCAGCGCUGACAAGGACUGGGACCCUCAGCCACCUCCUCCCACCCGCCCUGACACCUGGAAUCCGCUGGAGCCUUGCGGCUCAGCACCUCCGCCUUGCACACAUCUUUGCUGGAGAAGGGCUUUGAGCGGGUUGAGUAACUCUUGGUCCUUCCGUGCAGCUGAGAACUGUGGGCCAGGCCCCCGUGAGGCCUUGGGGGGCAGGCCGCCAAGCAGGGACAGCAAGGCAGCUUGUGGGGUCACUUCUCGGCUCCUCCUGCGCCCCCGGCUCGCUGACUGCCAGGGCUGGGGCUCAGGGCCGCGCCCCGGAGGCGUGACUGCAUGCGCUGCAGACUCCGCGUGCCCCAUUGCGAGCUGGCCCUCGAUUCUCCAGCGAUGCUGGAAAUCCUGGAGCAGCUGCGUUAAAUUAAACCACACAGCCUUAAAGCUGACCAGAAGCUGCCCCCGGCCGCUCACUGUGACAGUAAAUCAGGCGUGUCUCGGGCUGGUCCCACCCUCCAGUUGUCAAGGUGACAGAGAAGUCUGUUUUGCCAAGGCAGGGCAGAAGCACUCGUCGCUGGGAGGGUCCUGGUGUAGACCAGGCACAGCUGUCCUUACCCCUGUGUCAUCUAGACCUGCACUGAGCAGAAGAGGACACAGCAAUGAUAAGGCCACUGUCCUGCCCAUGUUAGCGCAACUUCCCCUAGAACUGCAUCAGUGUUCAGGCAAAAAUAGAUGGGUUCCCUCUUCCCCCCCACACACAAAAAAUGUCUAGUGUAAACCCAGCCCAAGCUAUCAGCAGUGAAAUGGAUCAGUGUUGGCAUUUAAACUACCAUCAUUAGGUUUCAGGGUUAACCAACUGACGUGAAGGGGGCUGUUCACCCCUCUUGGAGCAAUUGUUUCAGGCUGACUGUAGACUCAAGCACUGUGUGGUGGGGAGGGAGCUCUGCUCCCCUAUCCCUAAAAUAGCAUGGCUGAGUAUUAUGGGGCUGGCCCUUCCUAGCCCUGCUGA